Aspergillus aculeatinus CBS 121060 is the source of this 1545-nucleotide messenger RNA. RefSeq names its product cytochrome P450. Lineage: Eukaryota; Fungi; Ascomycota; Eurotiomycetes; Eurotiales; Aspergillaceae. The transcript has a single exon. The record is from RefSeq and is a predicted model, not a curated record. Gene Ontology annotation, molecular function: monooxygenase activity; heme binding; oxidoreductase activity, acting on paired donors, with incorporation or reduction of molecular oxygen. The coding region runs from base 1 to 1545 and encodes 514 amino acids.
AUGGUGUCACAGUAUUGGAAGACGAUAGCUUUCAUAGCUGCUGCGUGUGUCUUCAUCUGGACCAAAUAUACCAAAAGAUGGCCAAGUCAUAGACUUCCCCCGGGCCCGCGAGGUCUCCCAUUGAUAGGGAAUCUUCAUCAGUUUCCUUCCAGCUUGGCCAGAUCUACUUUCGAUGAAUGGCACAAGCAGUAUGGACCAAUCGUGGGCCUGUCUCUGGGACAAAGACCCGCCAUUAUCAUAGGCAGCGCCUCGAUUGCCAAUGAAUUAUUUGCGAAGAGAGGCCGCAUCUAUAGCUCUCGACCUCGAAUGGUGAUGGCGUUAGAGAACUUGUCCCACGGGAUGCACACGGUUUUCCUACCGUACGGGCCUCAGUGGAGGGCGCACAAUCGCAUCCAUAAGACCAUUCUCGCACCGAGCAAGGCCUUGCAUUUCCACGAGCUCCUUGAGGCAGAAACUAAGCUGACUCUCCGCGACCUGCUGCAUUCCAAAGACUGGGACCAAAGCAUUGUCCGCUUUACAUCUAGCGUGGUGUACAGCCUUGCGUAUGGUCAACGCCUCCAAGGGGAUGAGCCGGAAAUCCGGGAGAUGUCUGACUUUGUCGAGGAGACAAUGCGUGCAAUCUCUGGAUCCUGGCUGGUAGAUAUCCUGCCCUUCAUCAAUAAACUGCCCAGCUUCAUCAACCCAUGGAAGAGAUUCGGGAAUCGCUUCCACCAGCAGGCGAUGCGGAUAUUUGCAGAAAGCAGCAGACACGCCAUAAAGGCACCAGGGUGGAACAUCACAAAGCAUGCCCAGACGAAGGAACGAACCGGUCAUUUCAGCGAUGAGGAGUUACUCUAUGUAGUUGGCGUGCUUUUCCAAGCCGGCAUCGACUCCACCUCCACGGCCUUCCGAUAUUGCAUCCUGGCAUGCAUCCUGCACCGCGACAAAGUCACGAAAGCUCAACAGGAGCUAGAUGCCGUGGUUGGGAAAACUCGUCUCCCCAGUCUGGAUGAUAUAGCCGAGCUGCCUUACACGAAAGCUUUCAUCAACGAGGUUCUCCGCUGGCGGCCUAUCACGGUCGGAUCGUUAGCGCACUGCAGCUCCGAGCACGACACAUUCAUGGGUUAUGAUAUACCGAAAGGCUCGGUGGUGAUACUCAAUCAUUGGUCAACCGUGUUGAGCACCGAUACCUACGGACCAGAUGCCGCCUGCUUUCGCCCAGAGCGAUGGAUUGAAGACCCCAACCUGCCGCUGCUUGCAUUCGGCUGCGGACGACGAGCCUGUUCGGGGCAGUAUCUGGCUCAGAAGGAGCUUGAGGUUUUGAUCCCUAGUAUACUAUGGGCUUUCGAUAUCGAAGUCAACUCUUCAGAUGAGUCGAAGCUGAAGUUGGAUCCUUGGGAUCUCCUAGAAAUUGGCGGACUCCUUCGACCGCCUCCAUUUCCAGCAAGCUUCAUCCCCCGUGACGAAGAGAGGAGGACACUCAUCGAGCGUGAGUCCAGAAAGGUGGAUGCAGCGGGCCUUCAGGAUAUAUUGAAUCGGAUUCAAACACGUCUGGAUCGUGGCUGA